Messenger RNA from Raphanus sativus (radish), 1107 nucleotides. RefSeq names its product peroxisomal 2,4-dienoyl-CoA reductase [(3E)-enoyl-CoA-producing]. The record is from RefSeq and is a predicted model, not a curated record. The transcript is spliced from 5 exons. The coding region runs from base 66 to 953 and encodes 295 amino acids. Gene Ontology annotation, biological process: fatty acid catabolic process. Gene Ontology annotation, molecular function: 2,4-dienoyl-CoA reductase (NADPH) activity. Lineage: Eukaryota; Viridiplantae; Streptophyta; Magnoliopsida; Brassicales; Brassicaceae.
UGUCAUUUUGCCUCAUCAUUUUCUUCGUCUUCGCUAUUGCGUGUCUUGACUCUUGAAUCGUGACCAUGGACUCUCCGUUCAAGCCUGAUGUACUCAAAGGCAAGGUAGCUCUCAUCACCGGCGGCGGAUCCGGCAUCGGCUUCGAGAUCUCCUCUCAGUUCGGCAAACAUGGAGCUUCCAUCGCCAUCAUGGGUCGCCGUAAACAAGUCCUCGACGACGCCGUCUCUAAUCUCCGAUCUCUAGGGAUUCCGGCUGUUGGAUUCGAAGGAGAUGUUCGUAAGCCAGAGGAUGCGAGAAGAGUCGUCGAGUCAACUUUUAACCAUUUCGGUAAGGUUGAUAUUCUCGUCAACGCCGCCGCUGGAAACUUCCUCGCAGCUGCUGAGGAUUUGUCCACCAAUGGCUUCCGAACAGUUUUGGACAUUGACGCUGUAGGAACAUUCAACAUGUGCCGUGAAGCACUCAAGUAUCUCAAGAAAGGAGGGCCCGGGAGAGACUCGUCAAGCGGCGGCGGCGGUUCGAUUCUCAACAUUAGUGCUACUCUGCAUUACACUGCUUCUUGGUACCAAGUCCAUGUCUCUGCAGCCAAGGCUGCAGUUGAUGCUACGACAAGGAACUUGGCAUUGGAGUGGGGAACUGACUACGAGAUUAGAGUGAACGGGAUUGCGCCAGGCCCCAUCGGAGAUACACCUGGGAUGAGUAAACUUGGACCUGACGAGAUUGAGAACAAAGCUGGAGAUUAUAUACCUCUCUAUAAACUCGGUGAGAAGUGGGAUGUCGCCAUGGCUGCAAUUUACCUCAGCUGUGAUUCCGGGAAGUAUGUGAAUGGACUGACAAUGAUGGUAGAUAAUGGACAGUGGCUUAGCAAACCUCGUCAUUUACCCAAAGAUGCUGUCAAGGAACUCUCUCGUGUUGUGGAGAAGAGAUCCAGGGCCAAGCCGACCAGUAAACUCUAAACUAGUGUGUUGUUGUGUUAAUGUAUUAUGUUGGGGACAGGCAAGAAAUGGUAUUGAACAUUCUGUUUGUUGAAGACAGUACUGUAUGAUAUGAGACACCAGUGAACUUGAGAAGCAUUUGUGUUUCCCAUCUCAAAUAAAGUCACAUUUGACA